Molecule: messenger RNA, 1755 nt
Organism: Parastagonospora nodorum SN15
Lineage: Eukaryota; Fungi; Ascomycota; Dothideomycetes; Pleosporales; Phaeosphaeriaceae
Exons: 1
Coding region: 1-1755 (584 amino acids)
Source: RefSeq, a predicted model, not a curated record
AUGGAUCGAGCGAAGACUGCCUCAUCGUUUUGGGCGCAGAAGCGUGAAGAAGUCAAGGCACCGACGGCAUCCACCCUCAUUCCCACCGUGGCUACGCCCAAGCAAAAUGGAGAGCUCACUGAAGUGAAGCCUCGCAUGGUUCUGAAGGGUGAGCAGAACUUCCUUGAUACAACCGACACGGCGACUGAAAGCAUGGCAGGUAUGACAAACGGCGCCAGCGCAACAUUUACUCAGAAGAAGACCAAUUGGGCCGACAGCGACGACGACGAAGACUUCAUCGCCAGCUUACCUGAUAGGAAGAGCCCACGCAUCACCGCGCUCGAGGCUGAGGUUGUGCAGCAGGUCGCGCAGAUUGUGACGCUUGAAGCUACUGUGUCUACGAAAGACGUGCGUAUCGCUGAACUUGAGGUCGUUGUCAAAGAGAAGGACACCUAUAUCGCCGACCUCGAGAGCAACGUAGAAGAGAAGGAGACAACCGCCGAGCAACUCAAGACUGAAAAUCAUACCCAGUUUUUGUACGUACAAGAAUUGGUUGGCGAAGUCGACGAAAAGAGCCGUCGUGUCCACCAGCUCGAGUCAGAGUUAGAUGAGAAAUGCGUUCGCAUCCGCGAGCUAGAAUCGAAGCUAGAAUCGGAGUCGGAGUCCUUGCCAGCGGCUGAGCACAUCCAAAAUGAUACUGACAGCUCAUCGCAAGACAAAAUCGAUGCAGCACCUGACGUCACUACUAUCGAUCCCCUACCUGAAGCUGUCUUGCACUCUGAGGCACAAGUUGACGGUGUCGAGGAAUCUUCAAUUCAAGCUCUUCCUAACAAAUAUGGCCCAACUGUCAACGAAUCUAAGUACCCGAAGUUGUGGUCGCCAGACAUGCCUAAGAACGUGGCUCCUGUUAAGAAGCCAAAGGUGUUGAAGAUGGCUAUCGAUACGUCCAAGUACGUUAAGAAGGCUCCGUCCGCUAUGGCAAAGAAGUCUGAGUCAUUGAAUGGUAAGACCAAGAUGAAGCCCACAUACGGCCAAUCCACUCGUCACCGUGCGAAGACUAGUGUGAUUCCGAAGUUCAAGGUCGAUCAGGACAUCCGGCACAUGUCACAUGCGGAUCGCGUACUCUUCGCCAACGGUCCUGAGGUUGAAGUCAUGCUCGGUAGUGCAUCACUCAUGCGGCUACCGAAAUAUAUCUUCAUGCAGUGUUCUUCUAAGGCUUACAAGUACUUCAUCAACAAGCCCGAUGCGACCUCGAUAACCUUCUCCACUGGCAGUAUGGACGUUGACGCAGCCAUGGCCCAUCUCCAUUGGAUGGACGAGAUGACAUACCAGGGUCGCGUUUACUCGCUUACUCUCAAUGCGGACGAGAAGUUCGACGCCAAGAACCUGAAGAUCUGCCAGGCUGCCCGUGUUAUGGGCCUGAACAACACGUAUGUCGGGCAUUUCACCAAGGUCAUAUGUGACCGAGUGCGCAAGAACAAUGCAUCGACAGGAUUUCUCUCCCUCAUCUGUGAGCUGGCGGUUCCGGACAACGACCCGAUCUUUGAUUGUUUGGCAAAUAACCUGGUGAACCAGCAGAACAGCAAGGGCGCACACCCAGCGCAGCCUGACGAGUUACUCGCCAAGCAUCCUCAUUUGGGAGAGCAGAUGAGCAAGAUCGAGCAAUUCGUGCAGGUCUCACGUGAGGGAGACAGGCGUAAGGGCCGAUUUGGCAGCCAUGGCCGAGAGGAAGCGUGGGAACAAGGCGUUGGGGGAAAGAAUAGCACUGCGUCCUAG